Molecule: messenger RNA, 1720 nt
Organism: Ricinus communis (castor bean)
Lineage: Eukaryota; Viridiplantae; Streptophyta; Magnoliopsida; Malpighiales; Euphorbiaceae
Product: E3 ubiquitin-protein ligase APD2
Exons: 10
Coding region: 16-1527 (503 amino acids)
Source: RefSeq, a predicted model, not a curated record
UCAUGAAGGCAGUGAAUGAACUACCAUUCCGGAGGAGAAACAGAAAGACCGCUUGGUGAGAGACAGUUAAUUGCUAUCUCACUGUUUCUUCUUUCUCAAAAUGCUGCUGUUCAAUUCUGCAAUUCCUUCACCUUCUUUAGACAGUUAAUGGAAGAAGCUGACCAUCCUUCUUCUUCCUCUUCAGUCCCUGUUGCUGAACCUUCUGCUUCUCAAGUACAAGAAGAAGAAGUGAGGAAUGAGCAAAUUGAAAAUGGGAAUAAUUCUCACCACCAACGCAACCAUCCUUCUUAUUCUUACUCUUCCGCUCUACCUUACAGAGUUAACAUAUCCAUAUCCAAUAUGGCGCCCACUGAGAUGACAGAUGAUGUCUGGUCAUGCCUUGUUGUUCUUGUCACUUUUUGGUUCUUUGCCUCCAUGACUCUAAUUCUUGGAUUCUACGGCUCUGUCAACUUGGAAUUGGGUCCAAAUUGCUCCUAUCUUAUCAAAACCAACCCUUUAUUUGUGCAAUCUAUCAAGGUGGAGGAGGUAGAUGAGCCAAAACAUGGGCCUAUGCUUUAUGGAUUUCACAAGCCUCCACCUAUGGAUGUUGAAACUACCUGGACUGAAACACACAAGGCACUUGUCCCCAUCGAUUUUCACAAGGAGUGGGCAUACUUCCUAAAUAAAGGGUCGAAAGUGGCUAUCUUUUACACAAUAAAAUCCCCAAGUUCGUCACCUUUGUCUCUUGUAAUUGCUCAAGGUAGAGACAGCCUUGUUGAGUGGAUAGAUGAGCCCUCAUAUCCCAAUUCAACUCUGUCUUGGAAUAUUAUCUUUGGAAGUGGCAAAAUCGAACAGGAAAUUUCAGAGUCCUCUAAUUAUUAUAUAGCAGUGGGGAAUUUGAACUCUGAGGAUGUGGAGGUGGAAUUGAAGUUCAGAAUGAAUGCUUUCAUCUACAACACAACAAACGCAUUCUAUAUGUGCUCCCUUGGUCACCGUCUUUGCAGUCUAAAGCUGUUUCUUUUAGGAACAAAUGUUGCUGUCUUAACAUCUCCGGUUCCUCAAGAGGGCGAUGACUGGUAUGUCAAAGUGUCUUAUGGACCAAGAUGGAUGACAUACUUCAUUGGUUCAGGCUUCAUGACUCUUUUAAUCUUGUUUACCUUGAGAUACUGUAAAAUGUUCCAAGCUUCCAGUGGAGAUGGAAUCCAAGAGGGUGAUAAUUUGAGAUCCGAACGAGCCCCAUUGCUGUUACCGAAAGAUGAUGAUGUCUCAAGCUGGGGUUCAUCUUAUGGUUCUACCUCACAGGAAGAGCAUGAGGAUUUGGAUGAACUGCUUGCAAUGAAUUCAGGAGCGGGAAAACAAUUAUCAGAAGGGGAAAAUCUCAAUCGUCUUUGUGUCAUUUGCUUUGAUGCCCCAAGGGAUUGCUUCUUUCUUCCAUGUGGGCAUUGUGCAGCCUGUUUUACCUGUGGAACAAGGAUUGCAGAAGAGCCUGGUACUUGUCCAAUAUGUCGUAGGAGUAUGAAGAAAGUGAGGAAGAUAUUUACAGUUUGAGCAUUAUUUUGUAGAUUGUCUUCAGAACUUUUUUUUUUUUUUUUUUUACCCCUCUUUACACUUUAGCGUACCUGUUUUUGUAGCAAGCUAAGGUUUGAUGCAGGAUUGUACAGAGAGUAUUUGUUAGGAAAAUUAUAAGGUUUGAGAAAAAAAAAAAAGGAAUUUUCAAUCAUGUUACCAAAGAUUGGACUUC